Molecule: messenger RNA, 2685 nt
Organism: Moneuplotes crassus
Lineage: Eukaryota; Ciliophora; Spirotrichea; Euplotida; Euplotidae
Source: the annotation of a GenBank genome assembly
UGUACCAGAAACUAGUAUGGAACCUCUAAGUGAAGGGAAGCCUUCUCAGACUCACAAAACUAAGGAAAGAGUUUCAUGCAAAGACAGUGGAUUUGACAAACCUGCUGAAUUUCAUGAUCAAAGUGAUAGCAUAAAAACUGAGAAAAGGCAGAAAAGAAACGACAAAUCGAACUCUAGCUCGACAGAAGUAGAGUUUCUGAAUAGCUCUAUCUUAGAACAACACACAAUUGUGCUUGAAAGUGAUAAUGAAUUUGCCGAUGAUCAAAGUGAUGCUCCUACUGAGUCUCAUGAUCCUAAGAGCGAUAAGUCAGUCCAUUUUGAAGAUAGCAGCUUUGUAGAAGGGGGUCAAGCUGCAACAGGUGGUGAACAGAAAAGUAGUCAGAAAGUAGAUUCCUCUCAAUCUUCUGGUAAAGCUGAGAAACAAAUUAAAGAGAGAAAUAGUUCUCAUAAUAAGAAGAGUAAACCACAAUCUAGCAUUGAUAAUGGAGACAUUCCCAUUCAGAAAUUUAACAAUUUAAGAAACAUCAAAACAGCUUUAGACAAGUCUAGAAUAGUAAAUAAAACUCAAGAUGGAUUAGAUGAGUCUCAGGAAAAGAAUCAUAAACUAAGCCAAAUAAAAAGGAAGGAGCUAGAAAUUUCUCCUUUAGGAGAAUAUCUAAAGGACGAAAUCUUUUUAACACCAAAUUCAUCCUCUAAAAAUCUUGAUGCCUCUUAUGCUCUUCCUGCUGACACAAAAAGUAUCAGCCAAUGAACUCUCGAACUUCAAACCCCCUCCUCUAAACCCACCAAGAGUCCUACUUCCCCACCUAUCCGACCCCCUUCCGUCCAAUUAGCCUCCAAAGCUUGCCAAAUUUCAUCAUCUCAGGCUAAAACUCCCUUAAAACCCCAAAAACCUCCACUUACCACUCAAACAACCCAGACCAUUCCCAUUCCUUCAUCCUUUAACAAAGCCAGCAAGGCUAGCAUGCCUGCUACCUCCAGCAUCCAACUAAGCGGAGGCCAGAAGGACAAUACUUCUAGUUCAGAAAUCCCCAAACCAGACCAUAAGGAUCCUCCGAGACGUGGUAAAAAGAAACCCUUUGAGUAUAAGAAAGGUAGGAGUAAGCAUCAGAAUGUUGGGGCUUCAUCUCAGAUAAGUGAAGAGAAGAAGAUGGAUGAAAGAAUAACACAUACAAGGGCAGAUAUCAGACCUCAUAAUGAUGAUUCCAUGCCAGACUUUAAGCAAAUAGAGAAUAAGUCUGUUGAGUAUUAUGCUCCAGCAGUGAGGAAGAUCAGUGAAGCAGAUGCCAAAGAAUCUUCUAUAGGGAUGCCUCAAGGAGUACAGAUAGAUUUAGGAUCAAGUGAGGUGGAAAAGAGAGCAGAUGAAGGAGACCAAGUGGAUUUAGGAGAGAGUGAGCAAGAGAGAGUUAAGGAGAAAGCAUCGGAAGGCGUACAGAUAGAUCUAGGAGAUAGCUCAACUAGGGUGCAGAGAAUGGGAAAGAAUAAUGCAUCUGAAGGUGUACAGAUUGAUUUAGGAGAUAGCUCUACAAGAGUACAAGCUGUUGGCAAAAAUAAUGCAUCUGAAGGAAUUCAAAUUGAUUUUGGGGAUAGUGAGAGUGAUAUACCUAUUGGGUUCACUAAUAAUAUCUCUGAAGGUAUUCAGAUAGAUUUUGGAGAUAGUUCUACUGAAACCAAGAGGAAGAGCCAAGAUAAUAUAUCAGAAGGAAUUCAAAUUGAUUUUGAAGAGGAAUCUGAACAAAUUCAGAGGUAUCCUAGAAAUAGAAUUUCGGAAGGAAUGCAAAUUGAUAUUGAUACUAGAUCACAAGGAAUUAAAGCACACCCUGAGCCUGGAGUAUCUGUUGGGAACCAAUAUGAUUUGAACAAUAAAAUAUCUCAAAGAAUUCAGAAACUCCCAGAAAGAACACAUAGACGAGGAAUACAAGCUGAUCCUUAUCCUACUAGAACUCAAGGAAUCCAAAUUUAUCCAGAUUCUACAAAAUCCCAAGGGUUACAAAUUAGUCCAGAGAAGAUGAAAUCAGAAGGAUUCCAGAUUCGCCCUGAACCUCAAAAAUGAGAAGGAGUACAGAUGUCAGCAAUAUCUGUAACUUCUGAGGGUAACCAAGUUGGAACUUCCAUUCUAACUCCAGUCUCAUAUAUCUCAGUUGGAAAUAAAGGAAUCCAAUUUGAUGCAGACAAUUAUAAUAGAUCUAUCCAAGCAGAUGAGCAACCCCUCAAGGACAUAGACAUUCAAUGAGACCGUUCUGAGAAUGAGAAGGAAAUUCAAGCUGACCCAGAAUAUAUUUCAAGAGGCCAAUCUGCUGGGAGUGGGUCACUACUAAGUCCAUUCAGAGCAAACGAAGUUGAAGAUUACCAUUACCACAGACCUAUUUCUCGUGAUUCAAACCUCAUUGAUUUUAGCUGACAGUUUUCAUACCAUACUGUAGAAUCUACUGAGGGAGAAAUUAAUAUUAGCAAGUGCUAACCUUAACUCUUUAGAUCCUGAAAUUGAGUCAGAAGAAACAGAAGAAAGAACGUUAACCCAAUCGGUUCCUGAAAGUCUUAGCUCCCAUCCUGACCAGCUUGGAGAGUCAGGAGAAGAGGAGCGUCAAACUGUCAUUCCAAUUCCAAUUGAAAGUGUUGCUCCAGAGUCAGAGAGUGCAAGUUCAGAGCCUCAGUCUUUCCUCUCAUUACCUGAAAGCUUGAGCU